This is a messenger RNA of Hemiscyllium ocellatum (epaulette shark), 5296 nucleotides long. Its product is annotated as N-acetyllactosaminide beta-1,3-N-acetylglucosaminyltransferase 3-like. Gene Ontology annotation, molecular function: hexosyltransferase activity. NCBI's taxonomy places the organism in Eukaryota, Metazoa, Chordata, Chondrichthyes, Orectolobiformes, Hemiscylliidae. Gene Ontology annotation, cellular component: membrane. The coding region runs from base 476 to 1642 and encodes 388 amino acids. The record is from RefSeq and is a predicted model, not a curated record. The transcript has 4 exons.
AGAACAUGGUGUGACUUCAGCUAGUUUCCUGCAAUCUUGUGUCGUUUUAUAUUAUCUUGUACCGGUAGAGUUGAUAACUUUUGGCUGGAGUAACAAUUACUUCAGCUAUGCCUGGAAUCAGCUUGUGAACUAUCCCUUCCAUAGAAUCGAUGUGAUGCCUGUGACUCAAAGAAAAACAGCUUUAAUUACAUUUGUGUAACCACAAGAGGAGAACGUGGAAUGAUGUGCAAGAGCUUGUGACAGUGUGACAAAGUCCACAAUAGAAUGUGACAUACAAGGAAAGGAAACAUUGCACAAUUACUACAAGUUAAAGGCUAUGUCUGGAAAAUUCUGAAGAACAAAGGUACUCUUUCCUUUCAGCUUGCACAGAAUAUUCUAAGCUGCUUCAACAACCUCUCUCCAGGGAGAAGAACUGACACCACAUCAAGAAGCAACCACUAAAACAAACAGCCAAGUGAUCACUUUCCCGUGCAGAAUGCGAAGACAUUUCAGAUUGCUUGAAAAGUUUGGUCUGGUGUGCAUUGGAACUCUGGGAUUGGUAUACAUUUUCAGUCACAAUAGCCCAACAGAACCGAUUGAUGUUGUGUCCCGGGAAGAGCACCAACCCGUCGGCUUGCCUGACCUCGAUGCUGUACGAACAGAGAAACCCAAGCACGCUUCCACGUGCAGAGAAAACCAGACUGUCUCGAGUUUGCCAACGUUUGCGGUUCAGCCGCAGAACGUGAAGGACUUUCUGAGGUACAAGCACUGCAGGGACUUCAAUCUCAUCCAGAACGUGCCCAGGAAGUGUGGAGGGCCAGAGAACUCUCACAAUGUCUUCCUGCUGUUGGUGAUCAAAUCCGACCCCUUCAAUAACGACCGGCGGGACAUGGUGAGGAGGACCUGGGGGAAGGAGCGGAGAUUUCAAGGGGUCCAGAUCAAGCGGGUCUUCAUCACCGCUCUGUCUCCUAAUGAACAUGAGCAGGCGAAGCUGAACCGGGUGUUGGAGCUGGAGAACCGGCAACACCGGGACAUCCUGCAGUGGGACUUCCUGGACACCUUCUUCAACCUCACCCUCAAGCAGUUCAAACUGUUGCAGUGGCUGGAUGUCUAUUGUCCCAAGGCCCAGUUCAUCUUCAAUGGAGAUGAUGAUGUCUUCGCCAACAGCGAUAACAUGGUGGAGUAUCUGCAGGGCAUGGAGGCUGGUCAGAAAGGAGGCCAGCACCUCUAUGUGGGACAUCUCAUCGCCGGCGUGGGCCCCAUCCGAGAGAGGUGGAGCAAGUACUAUAUCCCCGAGGUGGUGACCUCCUCCCAGUCCUACCCACCUUACGCUGGCGGAGGGGGCAUCCUCAUGUCGCGGCACACGGCCAGUGUCAUCUACAGCGUAGCCCGGGAGAUCGAGGUCUUCCCCAUCGACGAUGUGUUCUUCGGCAUGUGCCUGGAGAAAGCGGGCCUGGCCCCCAAGUCGCACAUGGGGUUCCGGACGGCCGGGGUUUGGGUACCAUCCCCCAAAGAUGACUCGUUUAACCCGUGUUACUACCGGGAGCUGCUCCUGGUGCACCGCUUCCGGCCGUAUGAGCUGCUCCUGAUGUGGGAGGCCGUGCACAACAGCAGCCUCCGCUGUGCACGCUCACCUCUGAGGGUGGCGCUGCCACAGACUUAGGGCGUGGUGCUGCUCCGGAUGCCACACUGGGGGGUGUGUGUCUCGGAAGAAACCCUUCCCAAAAUACUUCAGCAGCUGACCUGUCCCCUUCCUAGCCUGCUUUUCCACCUCCCUCCAAUAGGAGGAAUCUCCUGUUUUGGCGAUCAUCCAGUCGCUGUCCUUCUGAAACCAAGGCCCUCCAGCCACUGACUUCUCCGGGAUGUCAACCACGUGGGGUAUCGCAGUUCAGUCCAAGGUGCACCUGGUUUUAUGGUCUGGUGUCCCACUGAGGCUUAUGCAGAAUGACUAAGAUCAGAAGCCCUGUUGUGUUGUCUCACACACACCAACAAACACUGAGCCACGCACACAGGGUGUGUCUUGAGCCAAGUUCUCCUGUGCCUGGACUGUAUUUCCAAUUAUUUUAACACUCCUUUUUCCCCACCCAAACCUCCAUACCAAUCUUUACCCCACCCAAAGCCCAGAGGAGUUGUUAAUAAUUUAGCAGAGGAUCAUCCCAUCUAGAAUCUGAGUUUGGUUCAGGGGGAGAUUAGUUUCUAGUUACUCAUGAGCCAUUUCAAUGCUGCAGUGUGGUGUGAGUGGUUGGGUGAGAUGGGGUCAGUGAGUGGCCUGGAUGUGCUGAAUACCAUCCCUCAUCUUCUUAAUUCCAACUUGAUCCCAUGGUUUCCGUCCAGCAGACAGCCCAAACUGAACAGUCUUCCUCUUCCUGGUUUCCUUUUUGAUCAAGGGAGUGGGUUUAACUUCCCAAUUCUCGUUUUGAUAAGGGCUACACCUAUGUGAUGCAAAUUUAGACUGAUUUUGUAUUUUUCUUCUUCACUUAAAAAGAAGUUAUUGUUUAUACUAUUUGUGAGAUUGUUUAAAAAAAAUUGAAGAAAGCUAUUUCCUCAUUUUUAUUAUUUUAAAAGUGGAUUUUGUUCAGACUAAGCAGCCUGUGCAUGAUCAAUGACAAAGAGACAGAGAGGAAUAUGAAAGUUACUGUCAGACAUAAGUGAUGUAACAAAUCCUAUGUUCAAAAAUACUUCGGUCUAAAGUCCCCAAAAUGUGUUAAAAGCAUUAAAUAAAUACAAUCUGUCUUUCUACCAAGAUUUAGAUGCAACCUCCAAUUUGCUUCAUGUUGUUACUUUCCUUUAUGUCCAGCGUGUUUUUUUUUAAAGACAUAAAAUUGGCUAUUACCCAUUUUAAUACCAAAGGUAUUAAAAGGUUGCAACAUUCACCAUAAAAUGGACAAAGCCUCAUGUUUAAUCCCACAAUACUUUCAAAUCCCAGCCUAUUGAGCAAUAAUAGAGCAGGAGGUGUUAUUUAGUCACACAAAAUGGGGGGCAUGGAGAAACAUGGAAUGGUUUGAGCAUUGAAGCUGGUCAUUUGACCCAUUGUGUCAAUUAGCUGCUCUUGCCAACAAUCAGCCCCAGUCUUUUGUUCAUUCAUGUGAUGUAGGUGUUGCUGGCUCGGCUAGCAUUUAUUACCCAUCCCUAAUUGUUCAGAGGGUUGUGCGUCUGGAGUCACAUGUAGGCCAGACCAGGUGAGGAUGGCAGAUUUUCUUCCUGAAAGGACAUUGUAGGAAAAAGCAGAUCUGAUUCACUAAUGGGAAUCUGUGUUCUUGUACAUGAACCACACAAUGUUAUUGUGAUUUGCAGGUGCAGUAAUUAAUCAAAAAGGGAAAUGGAAGGAUGGAUUUGUAUUGGUACCAGCUGGAACUUACAAACAGCUGAGACUUGUUGGACCUGUAUAUGACGUUGGUGAGGCUGUGUUUGGAGUACGUGAACAUGUUUGGUCCCAAUAUUUUAAAAGUCAUGUAUUGAUGUUGGAGGCAGUUUUUUUUAAAAAAAGAGAUUCUUUGGUUGACUCCUGGGAUGAAGGGGUUGAUGUUUUAAGAACAGCUAAGCAGAUUCGGCUUUGAUUCAGCAGAAAUUAAAAGAAUGUGAGGUGAUUUUAUUAAAACGUGCAAGAUUCUGAGGGAGGGCCUGACCGGGUGGAUAUUGAGAAGACAUGUCCAUCAGCAGGCCGAGCCUUCUACUCUGGCUUAGUUACAGAAUUAAAGGGGGCACUUCUUUAAAACCUGAGAUGCAAAGGAAUUCCUUCUCCCAGAGUGCAGUGAUUGUCAGAAAUUCUCCACCCUAGAGAGUUGUAACUGGAUUAUUGGAAGGAUUUAAGGAUAAGGUGGAUGUUUGAAAUAGCAGGGAGUUGAGGGUAAUGAGGAGCUGACAGAAAAGUGAAUUUGAGGUCCAAGGCUGGUCACGAGUCGUACAGCAUGGAAACAGACCCUUUAGUCCUAGUAUCCAUGCUGACCAGAUACCUCGAUCUGACCUAGUCCUACUCACCAACAUUGGCCCUUUUCCCUCUAAACCCGUCCUAUUCAUAUACCCAUCCAGACACUUUUUAAACAUUGUAAUCGUAUCAGCCUCCAUCAUGUCCUCAAUAGUUCAUUACGCGUGCACGCACACACGUGCACACACCACCUUUUUCGUGAAAAGGUUACCCCCCCCCCCUUGGGUCCCUUUUUAAACCUUUCCCUUCUCACUUUAAACCUAUGCCCUCUAGUUUCGGACUCCCUUACUCUGGCUAAUUGGGCUUUCUCCUCUUCCUCCCCCCCCCCCCCCCCCCCGCCAUCUUUGGCUAAUUCACGUAUCUCUUCCCCUCAUGAUUUUAUACACCUCCACAAGGUCACGUUACAGCUCUGACAUUCCAGGGGCAAACAGCCCCAACCUAUUCAGUGUCUCCCUAUAACUCAAACCCUCCAGUCCUGAUAAAUUCUUGUGAAUCUUUUCUGGACCCUCUCACAUGCAACAACAUCCUUCCUAUGGAAGGGUGACCAGAGUUCUAUGCAGUUUUCUAAUAGAGCGGGGAAACAGUCUGAGGUACAACUUUCUUGUACUCUUCAGAUUCACUUCCCAAUGAGCAGGCUUAAUUUAGCUUUAAAAACUGUAUUUUAUAAUGUUUCAGAUGUUAGAACAGGUGAGAUUAAAAACUCCUCAGAAACGCCUAAGGAAGUCAUUGCAACAAUUUUAUUUGAAGAAUGACAAACACAGAUCAUUGCCUAAUCUGCAGCAUGAAGGAAUCUGUUAUCCUUAUCUGAUCUGGCCUACGUGUUACGCCAGACCUGCAGCAAUGUGGUUGACUCUUCACUGCCCUCUGGACAAUUAGGGAUGGGCAGUAAAUGAUGCUUGUUCAGCAACAUCCUUAUCGCAAGAAUGAACUUUUUCAGAAGCGUUAGGUUAUGGAAAUAAACCAUUCAACUUUUGCUCUCUUGAUUAGAUGACAACCCAUGUUUAUCUCUUGUCCUCCUGCAUUGCUCUGUAUCAAGUGUUCAUUGCCCAUUUGUGGGUUGACAUAAGAACAGCACUUACCCCAUUCAUUGUGGUCUCAGACUGGCGUGUCCUCUCUGUAUUGACCCCACCUGAAGGUGCUGAGCUUCGAAUCUGUGGUUGCUGUUAUGUUUCAGUGAAAGGAACUGAUGUGGGAGUGUGUGUGGCAAGGGUUCUGUCCAAACCCUGAUAAACACUCGGACUUGGGGUCAUCAGAUUAACCCAGACAACUACUGCCCUGGUUGAUCGACACGUUCCUGGGAGAAGUGAACCUGACAGGACAGUUCCCUAUAACAAUUAUUCUUUUAAAUCUUGACUGACCUUGCCUAAUAAAAGAUUUAUUCUUAGUGCCCAA